AUAUUGCAGAAUGGGCCUAUAACUAUGAAUAAGAGCUGCGGCACUUCCCCCUCAUCAGCUUACAUACUACUAUACGACACAUAGAUCAGCCCAGUCGGUCCGAGGACACGGGGAUCCCACUAAUAGAUAUCUCUUCAGCCCUCGCGCCUUGCGCCUGUGUAAUUACUUAGGCUUACGCCGCUCGUUUCUUGUCUGUAAUCAGCAAAGUUAUUGAAAUCAUCGCGAAAAUGGCUCCCUAUUCACUGAGCAUGCGAUUCCCUACCGCAGUUCUCGUGGUCAAUAGUAUCGGUCUCGCGAUCUCGUUUGCUGCUGUUGGUUUGAGAUUCUGGUCUCGUUCUAUGCGACGAGUUAAGACGAGACUUUCUGAUUAUACAAUCGUUAUUUCGUGGUUAUUUACUCUUGGCCUCGUCAUUAGCGAAAAUUAUACCGUAACAAAGGGAGGAAUAGGCCAGAGUUCAGCCGAUGCGUCUCUUGAGGAGUUGUUGUUCUCGACCAAGCAAUUCUUGGUUAUCGGAGUCUGUGGAACGCUGGCAGUGACGUUCGUCAAGAUCUCGAUCCUUGACUUUCUGCUUUCCGUCUUCGCAGCCAACAAAGCCUUCCGUAUUGCGGAUUAUACCCUGAUGGGAAUUACUAGUGCCUAUGGGAUUAGCUUUACCAUCGUUACUCUGGCUGGAUGCCAGCCUUUCGAAGCCAACUGGGAUAAAUUAUCAUAUCCGGAUUACCAAUGCAUUAACACGUCGCACUUCUAUGUCGCUCAGGGAGCCAUCGGAGCAGUUCUGGACUGUCUAAUCCUCUUACUCCCUGUGCCAGUUGUGUGGACCCUCUCGAUGAAGACGAGCAAAAAGGUCGCUUUAACUUUCCUCUUCACCGUUGGUAUCUUGAUAUGUGCUAUCUCUUUCGUCCGUCUCGCAUAUAAUACUCAACAAGAGUAUAUGCUUACUCAUUUUACCGAAUACGGUGGUAUCGCGACGCUCCUCGGCGCCCUGGAAGCGAACCUGUCUAUUGUCUGCGCAUGCCUUCCGGCUAUGCCCCACCUACUGACUUCAUUCGCGGAGAAAAUAAAGAUGUCACUGGGAUCGGAGAACGGUGGAUUAAGGGGGCUUUUCAGCACCUUCUCAUUCGGAUACCGUAGGAAUACCCGAGGCUCUGUCAAGCUCAGCGAAGCGAGCGACAAGCGGGGAAACGUGUCGUCGAUGGACGAUGACGUAGAGAAGGCUCGGGUCCAGAAGCAAAUGGACAAGCUGUACCCGUUGAGCAUGACGGGCGCGAGCCGAGGUAGCUUUGACGAAGAAAGGGCGUGGACGCAACAGACUGGCCGAACCUAUGCCCGGGUAAACACGGCCAACACGGCCAACACGGCCAACUCCGGUCACAGCGAGGAACCGGUAGAGAUGACAAGGCUAGGAGAAAACGUUGAACCGUACAGCACUAUCAACGUGACCAAGAGCUGGAGGGUUAACUAAGGGGGCUAAGGUUGCCGCCACCUUGAUGUGUAUACAAUUUAUAUGUACAUUAUCACUCUGUUCGAUGAAGGACUUAUUCGAUGAGUCCUGACGGGUUAGUGGAUUACGAAUAUUAUGUCAAAAAUGGUAUGGUGUAUAUGCCCUCAUUUAGAAAAAAAUAAUACGAGUAAAAUUCAAACGAGUUGAAGCAUGAGCCAUUACCUGAUGUGAGGGUUGUUAGCGGCAUAUGCACGAAGGGCACGUGUGGUAUUGGUGUAGUAUUGGUGUGGUAUUGGUGUGGUAUUGCUGGGUAUUAGAUUCUCUACAAAGAUUGC
Messenger RNA from Daldinia decipiens, 1777 nucleotides. RefSeq lists its product as uncharacterized. The record is from RefSeq and is a predicted model, not a curated record. Lineage: Eukaryota; Fungi; Ascomycota; Sordariomycetes; Xylariales; Hypoxylaceae. The transcript has 4 exons. The coding region runs from base 228 to 1463 and encodes 411 amino acids.